CUCUGUCCGACAGACCCGGUGUUUUACUGGAAGACGCUGCACCGAACAGGUACAGCUGGGAGUAAUUAUCAUUUGGCUUUUAUUCUUCUUCUGAGAACCUCAACUACAACGUUGUGACAUUUUGGGGUGACUUUGAUUCUUUGGAUCUAUCUUGACUCAUCCUCCAAAGUCCCUAACCACCUAAAGAGAAACUGAGAUCCCCAUCUCCUUGCCUGGUCUUGCCAGCUGCUAUCUAGCAACAGCAUGGCAGACAGUCGAGAGCCAGAAGACUGUGCCUCCCAGUGGGACCCAUCAGGAGGGCAGGAACCUGGGGGCACCCAUGGCACAAAUACCUACUCUUCGUCAGCCUACAGGACCUGCCAGCCUGGCGGGGCCCUCAUGACCACAGCUCCUUACACUGCAAGGGAGAAUGGCUUUAAUGGAGAGCUAGCUGGAGCUCCUGCUAUUACUGCAGAGCAAGUUUCGGCACGGAUUGUGCAGGAGGUGACGGCAGAGGCAGUGGCGGUGCUAAAGGGAGAACAGGAGACUCAGCGGUUGCCGUCAGUUGAAGAAACCACCAAUUUGCCUCCCUCCCCUCCCCCUUCACCUGCAGCUGAACUCUUUGGUCCCUUGGAGCAAGAUGUAGGGGAUGAGGAGGAGACGGGCCCUCUCCGCCGCUUCCAAAAUUCUCGGGAGAGGUGCAAGUUCCUCGCCCCCUCCAUCUCAGUUUCCGUGCCCGAGGACGACCCCUACCACUCCGACGAGGAGUACUAUGAGCACCCAUUGUUCAGCCCAGAGUGGACGCACUCGGGUGCUCGCCCCACAGGGCACGCUGUGGCCUUUAGACAGAUUGAAGAAGAGACCAUGGAGGCUCUUACAGCUGAAUACGAGGAGGAGGAGGAAGAGGUGGAAGAGGAGGAGGAGAGUGCCGAGGCAGCAGUGUCCGAGGCAGCUCUUGAUGAGCAGCAGUGGAGUGGGGAAGAGCCCGAGCUGGACAGCCCCAAAGCUGAACCCGUAGAUCAGACAGAGGCCUUAGAGGAGGCACAAGAUGUAGACCUGAGGCAGUCUGAGGCAGCUAGUGCUGCCACAGAGAGCUCUGUGGACAGAGAGGAGGAGGAAGAGGAGGAGGAGUAUGCAGAGGGUGAGGAAAGCCAUGAGACAGCUUUGAAGAUGGAUGCAGACAAGCAGGACAGUGAGUCCAUGAGCCCUGACAGCAUUGGAUCAGAAAAGCGCCCCGAUGAGUUUUUCGAGCCUCAGAUGCAAGGAUUCUUUGCCGGUGAGCGAGUUGUACCAGAGAGCCCCACUAUGGAUAUGCCAUCCUUUGUGCCUCCAGAUGUCCAAAUCCAAGCCAAAGAACCAGUCAAAUCUCUCACACUUCAGCCCACAUAUGGUGAGCCAAUCACAGUGUCAGAAAAACAGCCAUCAGUGGAGGUGGUGGAGUUCAGCAGCAUCUCUGCUCCUUCUGAUUUCUCUUCAAUGGGUGUCGAAGUUCAAGACGGAGAUGCAACCAGAGAGGCCAGAGACAAAUCAGGCAUGUCAGCAUACUUUGAAACCUCAGCUAUGGAGGUUGAAGAAGGUACAGAAUGUAAGGGUGAGGGUUAUUAUGAACUUAGUCGAUUUGAUGAAAAUACAAAUAAAGAUAAUUCCAAGUCCCAAGAAGUCAGCUACAGCACCCUGGCAGAAGCUAAAGAUAAACUUGAAACAAAAAAAACUCCACCUGAAGACGCUGGCAAGUUUGCAAUUCCAGAUAGAAGUUAUGAAUGCAGGCUUUCACCUGGUAAGCUCGCCUUAGAGCAGAGGAGUUACUCGCUUAACAUUACUAUUGGUACAACGGAUCAGACUGGACAAGGCAGGCAAAGAAACUUCACACCACUGGCCACUGACAUCAUGUCAUAUACAAGUGGAAGUCUUGAUGAGUCUGUCGACUACCUUCCCGUUUCUACACCUUCUGUUGAUAAGCCCCCAUCAUUCCCUCCACUUAUCCUAGAGACUGCGGCUUCUGUGACAUCAGAUUCCUCUUCUCCUCCAAGAACUGCUGAACCAUCAUCAAAAGUCAGUCCAGAUCCCAAAUGUCCUGAAUCACCGGAGCCAAAUAAAGGCUCUUACAAAAAUGGAUCGGUGAUGACACAGGACUUGCCGGAGAUGCUAGACCUUGCUGGUUCCCGGUCCAGGCUGGCUUCAGAAAACACUGACUCUGAAAUAGUCCAGAAGAAGUCACUCAAAGAUGAUUUUCCUACCAUCACUGAUGACCCUCUUGCUAGUCUGACUUCAGGGGAACUGAGUCCUAGGGUUAAAAAGAGUGAUAGCCAACUAGAAGAGAUGGGUUAUUGUGUGUUUAGUGAAUAUUCAGGACCUAUGCCAUCCCCUGCAGAUGUGCUUAGCCCUACCAGCACCUCUGGACAAGUCUUUACCCCUUCUGUCUUAGAGGAGAAAGUGGCUGCGCAGGCGAGAAAAUUAGCAGUGAGAGAUACAUCAUUAGAAGACAACCAGUCAUCUGGAGGUGCUGAUGUUGAUAAAAGCGAAGACCAAAGCCAAGUUAGAAAAGAUUCAGUUGAAGAAAAGAGCAAAUCUGAUAUGAAUGAUCACCCAACAAAAUCUGUUAGUGAGAAACCUCUUUCUCAGCUGAGUGAGCCCUUUGUGACACCAACUGUCACUGUAACCCUAGAGGAAGGUGAGCGGUCAGCCAGUGAGACUGAACGUCAAGCCAGUGGCGAAGCUUCAGUGACAGAAACUGAGAUAGCGGACUAUGAGAGGCAGAUCCGCAAGCUAGAGAUGGAAGACAGGCCUCUGAGUCUGGAGGAGGAGCGGGAACUGCAGGAGCUCCGAGAGAAGGUGAAGCUGGUGCACCAAGAAGCAUAUGAGGAGGUGGAUGCUGAGGAUGUUUACCAGCUGACUGGCAUGGCUAAAGACCGCAUUGCCAGACCUGUGAAAACCUCGCCUACUUCAUCUGUAGAGAGCAACAUUGAUGAUGACAAACUGCUAUCCCCAGUACUCUCACCCUCAAAACUGAAACAAAGAGAAAUGUAUGGUUCACCCAAAAGAGCAGCUUCGCCUGUGCCAGUAUUAAACAAAGAUGAAAGGGAUGAACAGGAGAGGAAAAUGAAGGAAGACCAAGAGAGGAAAACAGCUGAGAAAAUUAAGAAAGAAGAGGAAGAAAGAAAAAUAAAAGAGGAAGAAGAACUGAAAGAAAGAGAGGGGCAAGAGAGAAAAGAGAAAGAAGAGGCAGAAAGGAUACUGAAGGAAGAGAGAGAAAAACAUGAGAAGGAGCUG
Molecule: messenger RNA, 3249 nt
Organism: Girardinichthys multiradiatus
Lineage: Eukaryota; Metazoa; Chordata; Actinopteri; Cyprinodontiformes; Goodeidae
Product: microtubule-associated protein 2-like
Exons: 8
Biological process (GO): neuron projection development; microtubule cytoskeleton organization
Cellular component (GO): neuron projection
Molecular function (GO): microtubule binding
Source: RefSeq, a predicted model, not a curated record